AAGAGUUACAUUGCUUAAAAAUGGGAAAUGUAUUUGCAGUAAUAAAGCCAAUGUUACAUGGUAUAAUGAAAGUUAUUGGAAUGACAUCCAAGUUGGUUGAGAUAGAACCAGGAACUACCUUGCAUUUAUGGGUUCCAAUUCAUCACAACCCAAACAACAAAACUAAGCCUGCAGUUGUAUUUCUCCAUGGAUUUGUUGCCAAUGGAAUUAUGACCUGGCUCUUUCAAAUGAUCUCCUUACGAACUUCUUUUGCUGUCUACGUCCCUGAUUUACUUUUCUUCGGAGACUCCUUCACUCAUCGUCCCGAACGGUCAACGAGUUUUCAGGCACAUUGCUUAGCAAAAGCUAUGAUGAAGCUAGGAGUUGAAAAGUUUUCUCUAGUCGGAUUCAGUUAUGGAGGAAUGGUUGGUUUCAAGUUGGCCCAAUUGUAUCCUCACAUGGUUGAAUCUAUGGUUAUGUCAAGCACAGUUAUAGAGAUGACUGAAUCCAUUAGCAAUGCCUCUUUGAAGAACAUUAAUGGAUUCACAACUUGGGCUGAUUUGCUUUUGCCAAAAACCAUCACUGAUCUCAAAGUUCUUUUAUCUAUUGGCAGUCAUAAAUUUCCUUGGUUCCCUCAAUUUUUCUACAGGGAUUUUCUUGAGGUAAUGUUUGGCAACAGAAAGGAGAAAGAAGAACUUCUUGAAGCUUUAGUAGUCAGUGACAAAGACGCCACAAUUACGGACCCUAACUACUCCCAGAGGAUUUAUCUUUUAUUCGGAGAUGACGAUAAGAUAUUUAAUCAGGCUAUUUCUAAUACCAUGAAAGCAAAAUUGGGAGGAAAUACAACAUUGGAGUACAUUAAAAGAGCAGGACAUCUUGUUCAAUUGGAGCGGCCAUGCACGUACAAUCAUUCUCUCAAGAAAUUUCUUUCGUAUUCAAGCUAAGUGGCUAUAGAAACAUGUGAUGUAUCUAUACGACAAACGUCACAUUUUUCUAUUACUAUUAUAAUUACUUCU
Molecule: messenger RNA, 995 nt
Organism: Capsicum annuum
Lineage: Eukaryota; Viridiplantae; Streptophyta; Magnoliopsida; Solanales; Solanaceae
Product: 2-hydroxy-6-oxo-2,4-heptadienoate hydrolase-like
Exons: 5
Coding region: 21-923 (300 amino acids)
Molecular function (GO): catalytic activity
Source: RefSeq, a predicted model, not a curated record